Molecule: messenger RNA, 795 nt
Organism: Nicotiana tabacum (common tobacco)
Lineage: Eukaryota; Viridiplantae; Streptophyta; Magnoliopsida; Solanales; Solanaceae
Source: RefSeq, a predicted model, not a curated record
AUGGUGACUGAACCUCCUUUCGGGCCGGUCAUAGACACCGUGACGAUCGGCGAUGAUGAAGAAGCUAGAGAGUUUGAUUUGGUAGAUAAUGUCAACUCCCAUUUUCGGGCCCCAAUUUCUUUGCCCGGUACUGCGGGGCUGAGUACCAGGUCCCUACCGUCUUUGGUUGGCGAGCAUCCAACAAACAAAACUGCAUUUGAUGCAGCCGCUUCUCACUCUUUAACUCCAUCAGCUUCAUCUCUAUCUUCGCCAACACCAGCAACUGUUACAUCACUUCCAUCUUCAUCCAGUUUUUCACCAGCAAUUGCUACAUCAUCUCCUCCGGCCGUACCUAACCAUGAAGAAGAAAGACUAGGAAAAUAUUCAGGCAUCUCGGGAGAGUGUUUGUUGAACAACGCCAUGCACAACGCCACAGUGAGGUUGAUUCAUGAAAAGGAAGAGAUUACCUCUGCACGGGAUCAACUUUUGGCAGAGCAGGAGCAACAUGUCGCUCGCCUUUCGGAAUUGGAUGCCAAAGUUGCUGAGGCUGUUGUAUUGGAAGCUCGUUUGUGGCAAAGUGAGCAAGAAGUGGUAACCCUUAGCCAAGAAAUUGACCCACUAAGGGUUAGAUUUGACGAAACCAGGGCCAAAUGGGUUGAAGUCCAUAACGCCGUUCAUUCUGCAAUCGAACACGAGGCUUCCUUUGCUGAAAGAGUGAUCAAUUUAGAGGCAGCCUUGAACUCCAAAAUUGAAAAGCUUGCUGCUACGGGGGAAAAACAUGCCCUGCUGGAAGAGAAGUACAGGAAAACUAUCUAG